CAUUAGUCAAGCGCUAUUACUAACAUGUUGCAGGUGAAACUAUAGUAAAUCAUCACGCUCAAUUUUAUUGUAAUUAUAAUACCUGCUUUUAAAUUCUUAAAUAAUGUUUGUGUUCAAAGAAGUAAAAAACUUCCUGGCGAUAUUAGCAUUGAUGGAUACUUUGAAGCCACAUAAUUGUGAAAUGGAAACGAAAAUUAUAGGUGGAAGUUUUACCACGAUUAAACAGUUUCCACAUGCUGUUUUUUUAAAUGUAUAUUGUAAAAACGUAAAUUGGGUAUGUGGAGCUUCAGUUUUAAACCAAAAAAUUUUGAUAACAGCAGGUCACUGUCUUAGUGGCUGUGAAAUGUGGGCAGAUAGAAUAGACGCCUUUGGGGGCAAUGAAGAUUACACAUCAAAGUUAGCUGUCUAUAGAAAAGUUAUGAGGAUUAGAGUACACUCUGAAUACGACGAGCGAACUGUUUCUAACGAUAUUGGUUUGGCUCUGGUGAAUAGAAACUUUGAUCUCAACAACAAUGUAAAACGAUUGAUUGUUCCUGUACAAUUUCCUAAUUACAAAACUGGAACAGUAGCUGGCUGGGGAGUUACAAAUAAUUGGUCCGGAGGUACAAGAGUGUUAAAGUCGGUGGCCCAAAAUAUAAGAACUCGCGAUAUUUGCCGCGCCAUAUACGGAUUUAAGAGUGGCAUGCUUUGUGCUGGAAGUAAGGAAAAGAAUGUUGAUCAACCUGCAUCGCUGGACGCGCUUUCCACCUGCGCCAUCGAGCUUCAAGGGGGACUCUGGCAGUGCCCUAGUCUCAUCAAAUUAUCAACAAGUGGGGAUGGGAUUGGUGUCCUACAAAGAUAUGAGAUGGCCAGCUUUGAUUGUUUAUUCCAACCUCACGUACUACCACCGUUGGAUCACGACGUAUUCCAAAGCAUUAUAUUGCAAUUAUUAAGCGAUUAA
Molecule: messenger RNA, 940 nt
Organism: Chilo suppressalis (striped riceborer)
Lineage: Eukaryota; Metazoa; Arthropoda; Insecta; Lepidoptera; Crambidae
Source: the annotation of a GenBank genome assembly